CAAACAAGCGUCCACAGCACUACGGACAACGACUCCAACGCCACCUUUAGGGUUCUUUCUGAGGCUGACGGCGGACGUAAUCACUACUCUAACAGUCGUCACCACCACCACAGUCGAAACCACCAGCACCACGAUCAACGGGGGUAUCAUCGACAUCAUCAUGAAGACUCGUGCACCAAUAACAGUGAUUUCUUGACCUCUUCCAACUGCUCUCAGCAGGGAUGGAGCACGAUGGCUAAAUCAAACUCGUUCCACCACCAGUCCAAGAGAUUUGGUGGUGGAAGACCGCAACACACACAUGAGAUGUGCAAGUCGGCUACUCCAGACAAUUUUCGUCGUCAGAAUCACUGUGGGAAUGCAACGAAGGAUGAUCUUUCUGACAUGAUCUCUGGUUUGCCUCAGCAGACUUUGGGGGACAUGUUUGGGUCAGUGGAGCGCUGUGUUAGCAGUGACUUUGGAAACAAUAGUGCCAAUCUCUCCCAACAAUCAGUCGGAUUUGCACGCAGCAAGACCUUUGCACACACACCUCCCCUACCCACUGCCACGCGAGUCGCCUUUGUUCACGCAUUCGAUAAAAGUGUUGCUGGUAGUGGCAGCAUUGUUGGCAAUGGAAGUGGUCAUCUCCAUGCCGGGGAGUACGAAAAUCUGGAGGCUGAUUCGUCGCUCCUCUGUUCAGUAAACCGAAAAUCAAUCACAGACAUUUCUGUUAAGUCUUCUAGCUCUGACAUUUCAUUCGAGGACUAUAAAUUUAAUCAGCGUCUGCAGCGUCGAAACCGCACGCCAAAACUCAUCAACACCCAUUGCGGAGGUCGGCACGAUCACCACCAAUACUGUCCACAUCAAAGUCAUCGGAAUUGCCCUUUUGGACGUCCUCUAGUCACUUCAUUGUCGACUUCAAAACGAUCCACUCUCCCAAGUAUUUCAUGCGAUGGUAAUGGUGGACAUAUUCAGCUCUGCUGGGAGCACCUUCGUGCUCUGGAACAGCUGGGAGCACCCAAAGGGGUUCGCAUUGACACACCGGUGAUUCAACGUAAGAAGCAGAAGAAGAGGAUGAGGAAACAAAAGGAGCCAUGUUGCAGUUACUGUUCUGUUUUACCUGCACAUCGCUAUGCGGAGAAGGCGAGAUCUUUCGAUCCAUGCCAGCAAAAAUCCCCAAUGCGUCACAGGUGUUCAGCCAGUCCAGUGUUCAGUGUGGAGGCAAUACAGUCACAGUGCGACUUGUGUCGAAGGCAAAGAAGACGGCGAGUUGAUUUUGGCCGACCUAGUUGUGGGUGUGACGAUAUCAGAGUAUCUGCAGACAACGAUGGUGCUUCAGAUGAAGCAGAAGAGGAAGAGGAGGAAGAUGAGGAGGAGGGAUUUUCAUCCUCUCGGGCUGCCAGUGAUUCUUCUCUAGCUUCUUCUGCCCUCCCAGGAGUCAGGGACACUGCAUCCAUUAUGGUCUCUUCCUAUGAGUUUGAGUGUCAGCAACAACAAUCGCAUAACGCUGUAUCGUCCUUUGAUAGCACCAGUGGUAACGCAACACCUCGUCGAUGCAAAAAUAAACCUCCCACUUCAAAGUUGGGCGAGGAUAGACGCGGUUCCUCGAGCUGGUUACAAUCUCACAUCAGUAUCUACGAGGACAGGUGCAGUCCAUCGGUAAAAACUGGCAGAGCUACACAGAUCUCCAGUUCUCGAAGGACGUCCGUCUCACCACCAACAGCAGAAAGAGUGCCACAGAGACCGGAGCGACCCAAAACCCUUCUCUCCUCAUCAGCCUCAUUCCAAAUGGAGGACCAUCAUCGACACCAGCCGGAUACACCUUCGAUACGCUACGCCAGUCGACCAUUUGGUACUACAACCAGCAGAGACGGCACCCCUGUACGACGAAUGGGUGGAACCGGGGCAUAUUCUCGAACUCCCACGCCAGCUAGGUCUGUAGGAACGCAACAACCCAGUGGUAUGACCUCCGAUAGGGGUGGUGGCGGAGGGUUGCUCUUUACUGCUUCCAUGACUUUUACCCCCUCCGGUGUCUCCACAAUGUCUCCCGGUCCUUCGAAUUCCGCAGCUAUAGCUGGAGCCGGUGGACCAGAGAGGGGCCUAAGCGGAAGAUCAAGUCAAUACCAACACCAACAAGAACAGACUGACUUUCAGAGAUGCCUCACUAAUAAAUCACUCUUACCUAUCUCACAACGAGAUAAAGGGGAGAGAUCAUAUCUCUUUUCGAAAAAAGCUCAAACACCGACAGAAAAACGGACUACCAAUGCAAUACCAUAG
Hydatigera taeniaeformis is the source of this 2253-nucleotide messenger RNA. NCBI's taxonomy places the organism in Eukaryota, Metazoa, Platyhelminthes, Cestoda, Cyclophyllidea, Taeniidae. The record is from the annotation of a GenBank genome assembly.